CUGCCGGAUCCAUCCGAAGUUCGCACGAAGCAUCGCGUCAAUCGCGCGAAAAGAAUCGCGCAUCUCUCGCGGAAAAUGUGAGGGAGUAGCGCGCGUGACGUGACGUGUGUGUGAUUACGGAUUGUUAAAAGGAAUAUUAAUGUGCGUGAGCAAGCGACGACGUUUUUAUCGAUUGCAUUACUUAUGCAUGUGUGCUCGGGAAAGAGCAUCACUCGUAGAUUGUACACAUUGUUACGAAGUGUAUUAAGGUUCUGGCAGUGCUGCUCUUAUCUGUGAUUCCAUGGCCGGGUCCCAGUGUCUUUAAGAUAUCAUGUCCCCGCGAUCGAGCGUCUGUAGUGAGGAGGAUAGUUCACAAGAGAUGGAUGCCAAUACUGAAGAAGUAUCAGGUAGAGUUGCCGUUGGAAUGCCCAUUCCACGAAAGUCGAGAUAUUUUUCGACCUCAACAAAAGGCAAAGUACCAGCACAGGCCCUCGCAAUGGACCUGCGGCCUCUGCGGCAAGUCCUUUUACGCGGAGAAACAUCUGGACGCCCAUUUCGAUAACAGACACAAAAGCAACGUGAAUACGGCGGAGGACGCGGUAUGCCUAGCAGACUACUGCGACAUUAUGCGCUGCGACGUAUUGGGCAACCGUGACUUUGAGAACUCGGUAGACGACGACGGCAGUCACCUGAGCACCGACAUUCAGGUCUGGCGUGAGAACACCGAGCAGCAACGGCAGCAGCAGCAGCAGCAGCAGCAACAGCAACAGCAGCAACAGCAGCAGCAUCGCACUUCCGUCGUGCCAUGCGAGUCACGUGGCCUUGCCAGAAUGUAUCCUGCGGACAAAUCCUGCGCCAUCGCUGGCGGUGGCGCGAUGACGAAUCUGCAGCGUUAUUGCCGGCGCGAUAACCAUGACGGCGAAAUGCACAAUCACAGACUAGCAAGAUCGUCUUAUCACAACGAGAUCGCCGGGCCGGACAACAAAAGCAGCGCCUGCGACGGCGAGGAGGACGAGGACGAGGAUGACGAGGAUGCCGAGGACGAGGAGGAGAACCUGGUGGAAGCGGCGCUGCCCGCCGUCGACAAGAAGCAGAGGCGCAGAGGGCUGCAUCUGAGGAAACUCAAGUCCAACUGUAAGCCGGAGGAGCUGCAGAAGCUGAAGACCCAAUGCGAAAUACUUGUGCGCGAUUGCAUCGCCGGGCUGCUCACCAAUCUCUCCGUGCGGGACUUUCAAGAGAUCGAAGGGGAGCUGAAUCGCGCGAUCUGCUGGUAUCUUAGCUGCGACAAAUACUGGGAGGACACGAAGAGGCAGCAGCGUCACACGCCGUGGUACUUACUGACCGUGUUCAUGCUGCUCCUGUUCUCGUCGAUCUACGCGUGUUACUACGUCAUUUGGGUCUGCUUCAACACCGCGGACGAAGAUCGACUGGACGGUACUGGCAGUGUGGAUUAUAACGGCAGCACGGAUCGCUCGAGCACCUCGCCGUUACACGACCCGAGCAUUCACGGUGAGGGAAGAUUGGAAAGACGAAAGGGCGACCACGGGGACGAAAAUCUACCCUUGUCCAGCGAGGACAUGCCUGACCACUACAUAUAUGUGUCCUAUCCGCCCGAGCUGAAACGGCGACUUCUAGAAAGCGAUCCUCCUGCUUACAGCUGCUACAACAGGACCACUCGUCUGUGAGGCCGGGGUGAGACGGGUCUACGAGGGGAUAACACGGCGACAGAUUGUCCCGGACCUUGCACAAAGAAAACGAACAGGCACUCUCGAGGCUGAAAUUCUUCACUCUCUCAUUCUUCUCGCUACCCUCGUGUUUUGUAUACAGAAAGCGAAUAAAUUGCAUCGUGGACACGAUCUCGCCUGCU
Molecule: messenger RNA, 1846 nt
Organism: Odontomachus brunneus
Lineage: Eukaryota; Metazoa; Arthropoda; Insecta; Hymenoptera; Formicidae
Exons: 8
Coding region: 363-1664 (433 amino acids)
Source: RefSeq, a predicted model, not a curated record